Molecule: messenger RNA, 2893 nt
Organism: Marasmius oreades (fairy-ring Marasmius)
Lineage: Eukaryota; Fungi; Basidiomycota; Agaricomycetes; Agaricales; Marasmiaceae
Exons: 16
Coding region: 1102-2733 (543 amino acids)
Molecular function (GO): iron ion binding; heme binding; monooxygenase activity
Source: RefSeq, a predicted model, not a curated record
GGCUUGUACCCAAACCACUGCUAUUGAAGACCCAGGGCUCUUGGCAUUCAAUAUUCAAUCUCAGAACCUCGAAGGUCAAGGCACUAGCAUCGGUGAAGUUCUGGUCUUGAAUGCGUGCAUUGUCUGCCGCUCCAUGGCGGCAAUAUAACUCGAAGGCUGGUGGACACUUCUAUCGCUCGAUAGGUCUCCAAGUCACCUCGCACGAACCACAUGACACUUGGAGGAACCGUUAUUCGCCGUUCUUGCCCGAGUCACGACCGUUUUCUGCGCAUCAGACGUGGUUGUAUAGAGAGUUUCACGGAGCUUAUGAGAAGUGGAGUUGUAAAAGGCUGGGCCGGUGCAUGGCAGUUAGUCCACUUCGACUGUUGAUGAGUACAACUCCACUCCGUCCCUUUUUCCCCACGUUGGCAUACUCGUGUGACCUUUUUAUCGUCUAUGACAUCGGAUGGGUACUGCCAUAUGAAGCCUGGACAGGACUUCUUCUGCGAGUCAUGCCACUAACACCACCUUUUCAUCACCUGCAAUCCUUAUGCCAAACCUCUAACUCGUAUGCGCCGGCUGCUCUCAUAUUUCCGCGCUCAUCAACCGAUGUUUACUCCUUUCUCCCCUAACGAUUGAAUCGGUUUCCGACGUCCAAAAAUGGACCUUUAAUCACUCUUACAAGAGUUGUAUCACUUUGAUGUCAACGUCGUCAGGCGCCUUCCGCGUGUUGGACUCAUCCAUGCGGAAGACUGACUAUAGCCAGCUAUGACUCCUUUCUUUUUACCCUCAACCUCACAACUCCGCCCUCGGCGCCUUAUUACCAUGGCGUGUUCUUUAUGGUUUAACUCUGGGCAUGCAAAUUUCUGACUGCUACGAUGACGUUAGAAGGAACCCGUUAUAUUCUCGACGUGGAAAGAUUCUAACCGAUAUUGACAGACGUAUCACAUUUACGAAUUCUUCAUCGUCAAAUCGGCCCCCGACGCGGAGGUUCCUCCCAUGUCUUCCUGGGAACGUGGAAAUUGAUAGCCACUUUGAUCUUUAAGCACGGAAGCUCCUGUCGUAUAAAGGGAAGGGAACAAACCGGACCUUCUGCCUCUCGUUGAUAGGGCACUUCAAGAGAUGUCUCUCGUUCUCCUGCUUGUUUACUUACACCUACUCGGUUUAGCAGGCGCAAUCCUCGCACUCGUCAUUCGCGCCAAACGAAAAUCCCUGAAAUUCCUCCAGGGACCUCCUUCUCCAUCUUUACUUCUCGGCCACGAAAGCGAGUUCAAUAGCGUUCGGAAGGUCGGAAGUCUAGAGGAUAAUUGGUUCAACGAAUACGGGACGGCGUUUAGGACGGCCGGUUGUUAUGGGGAAGAUAUACUGAUGCUCUCCGACCCUAGAGGGCUCCAGCACAUUUUUCAUAAAUCAGCGUAUCGGUAUCCCAAACCAAAGGACAUCAACAAUAUUACCUUGAAGCUCUUUGGUCCGGGGCUCGUUGUUGUAGGGGGGGAAACCCACCACAGACAGCGGAAACUCCUCAACCCAGCGUUCUCUGCUGCACAGACCAAACCCUUCGCUGAAGUAUUUGCUUCAUGUGCUACAUCGCUUGCUCGCAAGUGGCAAGAUGAAAUCGUUGCGAAGAAGGCUCCUGGCCAACCCGGUACGAUCAUCGAUACCGUUCGAUGGUUACCGAAUAUGGCGUUGGAUGCCCUUGGUGAAAGCCUAUUCGAGUAUGAAUUCGGUGCUCUGGAGGGAACAAGGAUCAGCGUACUUUGUGAUAUUAUUCGAGACCUUUUCAUCGACAGUCGCAACGUCAACGAGUUCCGCCUUCUACGACAGGCGGCUUACCGGUUUCUUCCCACUUCCAUCGCGAGGCUGUUGGACAUCAAGAAGACGAAGCAGGAUAAAAGGUUCGCGCAUUGGCUCAAAACCAGUAGGGGUAUUGCGGAUGAACUCGUAAAAUCGAAGACGGAAGGCAGUGGAACAGAUGGAAGGAAUGACUUUAUGAGCAUUUUAUCCCGUGCUCUGUAUGUAAACGUCCCCGAGAAGGGUAUGUCCCCGAGCGAAGCUCUCUCGCAAAUGGCAACGGUAAUCUUUGCGGGUCAUGAAACUACUGCGUCUACUUUGAGCUGGAUCUUUUAUGAGGUUGCCAUGCACCCCAAAGAGCAAGAGAUAUUAUUCAAAGAGAUAAAGAGCGUGCGAGAACAGACCGGGAACGCGAAUGAGCCCCUGCUGGUGAAAGACUUGGAGGGUAUGGCGCACUUGAAUCGGGUUAUAAGGGAAACCCUCCGGUUUCAUCCCAUCGUUCCAGACCUGUUCCGUGAAGCGGAUGUAGACGAUGUUAUACCACUGGAUAAUCCCGUUGUGGACGCGUCCGGAUCAGUGUUGACUCAAGUACCGGUGGUCAAAGGACAACGAGUGCACGCUAGCAUUUAUGGCUACAAUCGGAACAAGGAGCUAUGGGGCGAGGACGCUGACCAGUGGAACCCAAACCGCUUCACAAACAAUAAAAAGCCAACAACGCUCGGUAUGUUUGGGAAUCUUAUGACCUUCAGUGGCGGAGUCCGAGGGUGUAUUGGAUGGCGAUUUGCUAUCCUCGAAAUGCAAGUCGUCCUAGCAACACUCAUCGAAUCAUUUGUAUUUUCGAUACCGGAAGGGGUCGAGGUGGAACAGGUACGGCCUGGUUUGGGAUCGCCAAUGCGAAAAGGUCGAUGGGCGGAGGGUACUCAAAUGCCGUUGAUGGUGGCAUUGCGAGCAGGAGGUCUUUGAUACUGCUGAAUCUUGAAGCUUGGAGAUAAGCCAAAGACGAUUCUUGAUAGUACGACGAACACGCCAAAAUUCGACCAGAACAUGAAUUAACGUGGCUUUGUGUACAUGUAACGCUCAAUAUAUUGAACCUGCAAGUAUUAUGGUCAAUGACCUUGUUGAG